AUGGACGCUAUACUCGAGCUCCUCGACCCGUAUGUCUUCGAUUACGGAUACGCAUACCUUUUCCCCCAACAGCAGCUCCAGCAAUCAACAAAGGCAUACGGAAACUCAACAAACUACGGCGCCUCGUCUUCCAGCAACUUUGACCAUGAGUACUCGCUCAACUUCGGCUCGUCACUACCGCGCGACGACAUCUACCGCCAGAGCGCUUCGAUUCUCAUGAUCGCUGGCUUCGGCGCCGCCUUCAUCUAUGUUAUCUCCGCCGCCCUUUCAUACUACUUCGUUUUUGAUCGCCGCCUCGAACAUCACCCUCGAUUCCUCAAGAACCAGAUCAAGCUCGAGAUCCAGUCUAGUUUCUUCGCCAUCCCCAUUAUCGACAUUCUCACGCUCCCCUUCUUCCUUGGAGAAGUCCGCGGCCACAGUCUGCUGUACACCCGAAUUGACGAGUAUGGCUGGUGGUGGCUGGCCGUGUCUACCGCCCUCUACAUGGUCUUUAACGAUCUUGGCAUUUACUGGAUUCAUCGCCUUGAGCACCAUCCCAGUAUCUACAAGUAUGUCCACAAGCCUCACCACAAGUGGAUCAUUCCCACCCCCUGGGCUGCCAUUGCUUUCCACCCUGUCGAUGGAUACCUCCAGUCCCUCCCUUAUCAUGUCUUUGUCUACAUCUGCCCCAUGCAGAAGCACCUCUACAUGUUCCUCUUCGUCUGCGUUCAGAUCUGGACCAUCCUUAUCCACGACGGCGACAUGAUUACCGGCCAUUGGCUUGAAAAGUUCAUCAACAGCCCUGCCCACCACACUCUCCACCACAUGUUCUUCACCUGCAACUACGGCCAAUACUUCACAUGGGCCGACAACUACUGGGACUCUCACCGUGCCCCCAUGCCCGAGCUGGACCCCAUUCACGAGGCCGUCCGGGUCAUGCGCGAGAAGGGCUUGGUGGACAAGGAUGGAAACCCCAUCAAGAAGUCCAAGGAUGAGUAA
This is a messenger RNA of Fusarium mangiferae, 978 nucleotides long. RefSeq names its product putative sterol delta 5,6-desaturase. Gene Ontology annotation, biological process: lipid biosynthetic process. The transcript is spliced from 3 exons. Gene Ontology annotation, molecular function: oxidoreductase activity; iron ion binding. The coding region runs from base 1 to 978 and encodes 325 amino acids. The record is from RefSeq and is a predicted model, not a curated record. NCBI's taxonomy places the organism in Eukaryota, Fungi, Ascomycota, Sordariomycetes, Hypocreales, Nectriaceae.